AGUCAAUCGGUCGGUCGGUCGGUCGAUCCGUUACUUGGUGCCAGUGCUAAUCAGUUGGGUGACAGAGCCGCUUGGGUACGGAUCGACGCUCUGAACGCGACAUGCGAAUAUUACUGCCGCGUCGUGUGUAGCUGCGCGAGAUAGAGACAGAGAGAGAGAGAUAGCGCGAGUGAGUGAGUGAAAAAAAAGCAAAGUGCUAAAGUGCGAAGUUGCUUUUAAGGCCUCCCUACUCCCUACGAUCGGAGCCCCUUUCGGUGUGAAAGUGAUUGGUGUAUCAGUUAAAUAACUUCCGGUUUGUGUGGGAUUAUGUUUUUUUUUUGUUUUUCGGUAGCCGAUCUACAAAAACAACGAUAAAAACAUGAACGCGGAAAAUAGUGCAGCAAGAUUGAUUGCGGCAGGAGUGAUGUGGCUGCAACUACUCACGAUUAUUCAAUUAGGCCAAGCGCAGCGAUUUAUUGGUGAUCGCGUGUACGAGCCCAAGAUCUCCGACCUGUACAUUACGGUGAACGCGCGUCAUCAGACGCUCGAGCUGACUUGGCGAAACUUUGACGACCCCGACGGGUACAUCUUGUUGACGGAAGAUUUCCCCAUUAAAGCGUUUCAGCAGAAGUUCUACUACUAUACCGUGCGUGAGGAACUGUCAUCGUCAACGGAAGCGAGCGACUCGGAAAGUAGCACCGAUGUGUCUCUCGGCGAAGAAGGUAGUGGCGGCGAGGAAGGAACGGAACCGACGGUGACAACGACGGAAGACCCGGUGAUUGCAACCACGCAGAUGGUGGAAAUUUAUUGGGAGUACGACGUUCGCGAUGAGUACGGAGAACGCAAGAAGGAGGUGCUGUUUGCGAUUAAGCCAAUCUUCAAGAACGGAUGGACCAUGACUGAUAUUAUCUUCAACCGAGAGCUGAUGGAACGCGUUGACAUCACAACCACCUGCUACGGGUAUUAUGCAUACUUUAUCAAUGCCAACGGUACGAUUCAAUCCGAGCACUGCAUGAAGCUCUACCCGACGUGGAUGAACGACCUUCGGACACAUCUGGGUCAGUUCCGGAUGCGAGAGUUAUUCAUUCCCGGUACGCACGAUUCGGCUUCGUUUAAGAAGAAUUUCAAUCAUCAACAUCAGGAGAACAUCGUAACGAAAUACACACUAACUCAGGACGAUGACAUCAGGCAGCAGUUGUUGCAGGGAAUUCGGUAUAUCGACCUAAGGGUCGGUUAUUACCGAUCAACGAAUCCGCUGUUUUGGGCGAACCAUGGCAUAUCGAGACUGCACCCGUUGAAGAACAUUCUGCAGCAGGUCAGAGAUUACGCCCUGGAAACGAAUGAGAUUAUCAUCUUGGAUGUGCAGGAAUUCCCGGUUGGAUUCGGUAAGGACUACGCUAUUCACGACAAACUGGUCCGUCUGUUGAACGAAACGUUGUUCGAGGUUAUGGCUGAUGCGGCCAUUACCUGGAGCGAACGACUGGAGGACGUUUGGGCUCAGAACAAAACCGUGAUCUUGUGCUACGAUCAUGAAUAUGUCAUCCGAAGUUACUCGCACCUGGUGUGGCGAUCGACAGAGCAAAAAUGGGGUGACGUGCAGAGUAUGGAAGGACUGAAAAAUUAUCUGUUCCGGAUCCACCAGCGACACAUGUUCAGUUUUUCGAAUCGCCCGGUAACCGAUAUGGCGGAACUCACGCCCGAUCCGUGGGGUGUGAUCACCGAUCGUUACGGUGGCCUGCGAAAAAUGGCCGAUUCCGUGAAUCGAUUCGUUAGCAAGUGGUACUUUGAGGAACUCGGUCCGUCCGCCAACAUCGUCGCCGUAGACUUCGUGCGCGGAACCAGCAUAAUCGAUGCAGCCAUUUACUGGAAUUUGAAACGGAUGCCCAGCGAUCAUUAGAAAAUAAAUCGAAUGGAACUUUU
Malaya genurostris is the source of this 1899-nucleotide messenger RNA. It is a transcript of the gene PLCXD, whose product is annotated as PI-PLC X domain-containing protein 1. NCBI's taxonomy places the organism in Eukaryota, Metazoa, Arthropoda, Insecta, Diptera, Culicidae. Gene Ontology annotation, biological process: lipid metabolic process. The record is from RefSeq and is a predicted model, not a curated record. Bases 359 to 1876 code for a protein of 505 amino acids. Gene Ontology annotation, molecular function: phosphoric diester hydrolase activity. The transcript has 3 exons.